Closterium sp. Naga37s-1 is the source of this 1302-nucleotide messenger RNA. The record is from the annotation of a GenBank genome assembly. Lineage: Eukaryota; Viridiplantae; Streptophyta; Zygnematophyceae; Desmidiales; Closteriaceae.
AUGUCUGGUCCCCUCCCAUACCCUCUCCUCCAUACGCACCCGCUGCAUCCUCUCAUCCCGCUGCAUCCCCUCUUCCCACUGCAUCCUCUCACCCCGCUGCUCCCUCUCAUCCCACUGCACCCUCACGUCCCGCUGCACCCUCUCAUCCCGCUGCUUUCUCUCCUCCCUCAGCCCCCCCUGCUCCCUCUGUACUCGCUUCUCCACAAGUUCCUACGAUUCCCUCUGCUCCCAGAUGGUGCGUCUCCCCUGUCUGCUCCCUCUCUUAACCAUAUUGUCGUUGCUUCUCUGUUCCUUCCACUCCUCUGCCUGCCUCCAAAUGCACUCCUCCCUCUGCUCCCUCUGUUCCCACUUCUCUCUCUGCUAUGUCUGCCCCCCCUGCUCCCUCUGUACUCACUUCUCCAUGGGUUCCUACGAUUCCCUCUGCUCCCGGAUGGUGCAUCUCCCCUGUCUGCUCCCUCUCUUAACCCUAUUGUUGCUGCUCCCUCUGUUCCUUCCACUCCUGUGCCUGCCUCCAAAUGCACUCCUCCCUCUGCUCCCUCUGUUCCCACUUCUCUCUCUGCUAUGUCUGGUCCCCUCCCAUACCCUCUCCUCCAUACGCACCCGCCACAUCAUCUUAUCCCGCUGCAUCCUCUCAUCCCGCUGCAUCCUCUCACCCCGCUGCACCCUCUCAUCCCGCUGCACCCUCACGUCCCACUACACCCUCUCAUCCCGCUGCUCCCUCUCCUCCCUCACCUCCCCCUGCUCCCUCUGUACUUGCUUCUCCACGGGUUCCUACAAUUCCUUCUGUUCUCGGAUGGAGUGUCUCCCCUGUUUGCUCCCUCUCUUACCCCUAUUGUUGCUGCCCCCUCUGUUCCUUCCACUCCCAUGCCUGACUCGAAAUGCACUCCUCUCUCUGCUCCCUCUGUUCCCAAUUCUCUCUCUGCUCCCUCACCUCCCUCCCAUACCUUCUCCUUUGUCUGCAACUGCUGCUCCCUCUCCUCCUGCUGCUCCCUCUCCUCCCGCUGCUCCCUCUCCUCCUUCCCCUCCCUCUCCUCCCUCAACUCCCUCUACUCCCUCGACUCCCUCUACCCCUUCCGCACCCGCUGCUCCCAGUGUUCCCUCUCUCGCCUGCACGCCCUCUGUGUUUUGGGGAUUGUUAAAUGGCAUGUGGGCAUCCGACUCGAGGGAUCUCGCAGCAAUGUACAUACGCCUCAGAAUGUCAUCCAUGUUCUCGAACGCAACGGUUAUGCUUGCACGGGCAAGCGAGACAUUAGAGUCCUCUGCGAGGGGGUGGGUAGGACGUGCAAUAUGAGGGGAAAAUAG